Messenger RNA from Rubroshorea leprosula, 576 nucleotides. NCBI's taxonomy places the organism in Eukaryota, Viridiplantae, Streptophyta, Magnoliopsida, Malvales, Dipterocarpaceae. The record is from the annotation of a GenBank genome assembly.
AAGAAACUUACAUGUUUUCUGUUGUUAGAUAAGUAUAAUCCCACAAAUAGGCAUAUGCAGUCUGAUAGAUUAACUUAGAACAUAACCAGCUUUGUUGCUUAUCAUGUUUAUCCAGAAUUUGGAUGAAUUUAUGUGAUGACCGUCGGAGUUGCCCUUAAAGAAAUCCAUGAACCUAUCGAGCUGUAACCAGGAUCUUUUAUGUUUCUUUCAUUCAGCUAUUAGUUCUCCGAUUCCUUCCGUGCCUUCCAGAUUCCUACUCGGAUGCUUUAUGGUUUAUGCUUCGCCGUGCGAACCAGACAAGCAUGGUCAUCUGACCCUGGGUUCUAGGCUGACUGUUGUUGCUUCACCCCAUUAAGACAUGUUGGUUGGCAAUAUCUGAAGGAAACUGCUGUUUGGAGUUUUGUACAGAAACUACCAACCAAACACACCCGUAGUGUUUGAGUCGUAGGAAGUUGGUUUCCUAGGAAAAAGAAAAAGGAAAAGAAAAUUGCAUAACACCCUCUCCUUUAGUUUUAAUUUUCAACUUAUCUUGCUUUCUUGUGACUCAUCCUUCUCUAAUAACCAUUCUAUUGAGUG